UAGCUCUGCAAAAACAAGCAUACGGCUAUCCCCAGUAGCACCCCGGUACACAAACCCGACAGAGCGUCACGUCGGGCGCUCCGCGUGCCUAGGGGUAACGUGGAGUCUGUCUCGUCUCGAUCACACGCGAUGAGCGCCACGCGUCACGUGCUACUUGCGCGUGACACUUGGCACGUCACGACGUAAUUCUCGAUGACGAUCUCGACCCUAUAACAUCCUCGCGCCGGUAAAAAACCGUUGUCCUGAUCAUGGACAAAUUUUGCACUUUCCUUCGCGACGAAUCUCUCAUCAAGACAGCCAGUCAAAUCGUGCCAAGAUCUCGGGAUUACGCACGCAGAAAACUGUUAUUCAACGUAGCAUAGAUUGUGACUUAUCUGACAGUACUAUCCGGACGUUCCAGGCGCGAUCUCUUCGACCAUCGAUAGAUCUCGAGACAUUGAGAGGUGAUCCAGAAGUGUUCUCGGCGUGAGAAAAUUGAUGAGGAGUAACGUAACAAGAAAAUUGCGCGUGUAUGAAGUCGAUGAUAAUCGCGCGAAGAUGAGCGUGUCGGGAUGAAAUGACGAGCAAAAUCGGUAGCGUGCAAUAUUCGGUCGUUACAAAUUCGCGGAUUUCGCUCUCGAGGAUUUUACCGCAGAAGAUACGGCAGCAUGAAGACGAGGACUCAUCGAAAAGUUUGAUGCUUAUACGCGAGCUGAAACUUGUCCCAUACUCGUCGUUUUUGGUGACGGUCGCCUUAGGAUAACGGGAUCGAAGCGUUUUAUGAUUGAGACUGCUUCGUAGUAAAUCUCUUUUUCUCUCUUCCUCUUUCUCACUCUCUAUCUCUCGUCUUCCCAACUUUCCUGGACUUCUUCGCAAGAGAUUAUAUAGAACUCGAGGAAUCAUUAGAGCGUUAUCAUCACUGGUUGAUGUCGGCCAAACUUCGUCCGGCCGUCGAUAAUUCGUAGGAAUCGUCCAAUCAUAGUUUGAUAUCUCGUCGUCGGUCGCGCCUUUAAUAACUGCGUCAUGUGUAAUGAUUGAUCGUUCCCAGCUUUCGAGAAAAAGAGAGAGAGAGAGAGAGAAAGAAUGAUUUCUUUAAUAUAGUAUGCACGAAUCACGUUGGCAAUCAGAAAUGAACAUUCAUUUAAUCGGCACUCUUUUAUCGAGCUGAUCAUUGUAUGACAGAUUAGGCUCAUCUCGAAAAGAACUCAAUGUGUAUUGUUUAGGAUGCGACAGGAAUUUCUGCUGGAUGUGACAGUCAAGGUGCUGAACUGAUUUUAAAGAAUUAAUUCGCAUUUUCACAGACCCUCGACCUUUCACGAACGUGUGAACAUUUAGAGUAGUCCUUAUCAUCUGUUCGCGAGAGUGAAUCGGUGCGGAGCGUGUUACGAACAAUACAGAUUAUUUCGGGCAUGAGGAUUGGAUGCUGCGAUCGGCUGGCAGGAUUUACACGCCACAUUCGAAACGCUGGAGGAAGAUUCUGACCGCUCGCACUAGUGAUUUUCCGUCGUACCGGAUUAUAUACCGUAUUAAGCUGCACGAUUCCCUUAAGAGACGUCCCGAGACUGCUGCAGUAAUGGAGGCCCGGCCGUUUCCCAACUUUCUUAUUCAACAUGUUUUGAGAGUAAUUUAACUUGGACUCCGGCCGAAGAGUGGCAGUUUCAGCACGCCGGAGGCGUGGGGAGGAACAUCGAGGCUCUCCUCGAGAUAAAACGCGCGGAAGGAAAGUGACUACCGUGAUGCGGGACCCCGGCCUGGCAAAGUUCGUGUUCCAUUCGUCGCGAACGAAUUAGGGAAAGCCCCUCGGACAGAAGAACGGCCCUCGUCCCCCGGCCGAUUCCGACCGGUUGCCCGGCCACCCUGUCCGAUACCGACGACCAAGGUCGCCGUACGGUUAUGCUAGUGGCGUCGCUUCAGGUGGCCGCCAGCAAAUGCUGUCAUGCCGCUGCCAUGCCAGCCGGCGGCCCGCAUCUGGCCGCUGGUCGCAACUCACUGUCAUUCGUGGACCCAGAUCAGAUUACGGAGCCGCUGCUAUCCGCGCGUGGGACUCGUGCUGCUGCUCGUCCUGUUAACUCUGACCGGUCGCGGUCGCGCGGCUUCCUCUCAACCUGUGACCCGUUACGCCUCGCGCAUCGUCGAGACCAAGAGCGGACAGAUACGCGGAAUACUUCAGGAGCUGAACAGCCGGCAUUUGGACCCCGUGGAAGUGUUUCGCGGCAUACCUUACGCCGCGCCUCCGGUGGGAGAGUUAAGAUUCCGCGCUCCGAACUCGCCGAUACCUUGGAGCGGCGUCAAACUGGCGGACACCUUCGGUGCGGUGUGCCCGCAAAACUAUCCGGAUCUUACCAAUGACACUGCCGCGCUUCUGCAAAUGCCGCACGGCAGGUAUCAACAGCUCAAAAAAAUGAUCAUAUUCUUGGCCAAUCAGAGCGAGGACUGCCUCUUUCUCAACCUGUAUAUACCCGGAAGCGGAUCUCGAGGAUUGGAGGCGCCGUAUGCGGUGAUGAUUUACGUACACGGUGAGAGUUUCGAAUGGGGAUCGGGUAACAUGUACGAUGGGUCCGUUUUGGCGAGCGCCGGCCACGUCAUAGUGAUCACACUCAACUAUCGUCUCGGCAUCUUAGGAUUCUUGAGGACUCGUCCAUUCGCCGACAGGACGAGCGGAUCUGGCGGGAAUUUGGCUUUAAAGGACAUCACGAUGGGACUCCGCUGGGUGCGUGAGAACAUCGGCGCUUUCGGCGGCGAUCCAACGCGAAUAACUCUAAUGGGCCAUGACACUGGAGCGGCGUUAGUGAAUCUGUUACUGCUCGCGCCUUAUAGCAAAGGAUUAUUUCAUCGUGUGGUGUUAUCCAGCGGCUCCGCGCUAAGCCCCUGGGCCUCGGUGCACGAUCCGAACGACCUCAGGACGAAGAUCGGCGAGCAGAUGGGCUGUUCGACCGAGGGCGACGAUGACAUAGCCGAUUGCUUACGAGGAGUACCGUUGAAGACGCUUCUGAAUGUGCAGCUACCCGAGAUCAGAUUCGUGCCUCGCAUAGGGCCUAGCCUACCGGUGGACCAAAACAAUCCCGAUCCAGGUCUGGACAUGGAACGCGCGAGCGACUCGUUUAUCAAGGUGCCGCUGAUCCUGGGCGUUUCCACGACCGAGUCCAACCUCGACUUCAACGCUAACGAUAUCCAGUACGGCUUCGAGGAGGAUCACCGUAACCGCAUUCUGCGCACCUUCAUCCGUAACGCUUACGUCUACCAUCUGAACGAGAUCUUUUCAGCAGUGAGAAACGAGUACACGGACUGGGAUAAGCCGGUGCUUCACCCUAUCAUAAUACGCGACUCGACCAUGGAGGCGUUGAGUGACGGUCACACGGUCGCGCCGCUCAUGAGGAUCGCCUUCUAUCAUGCCAGACGGGGCGCCAAGACGUACUUUUAUCACUUUAAUCAUCAGUCCAAGGACAACGGCUACGUACAGCGUCUGGGGAGCGUUCGUGGGGAAGACAUACCGUACAUUUUCGGGCUACCGCUGGUAGCAGGCGGGGCUUUCUUCCCGCGGAAUUAUUCCCGACAAGACCAGGGCGUUGCGGAGGCCGUCCUCACCUUCUUCACCAAUUUCGCCAAGACCGGCAACCCGAACGAGCCGCAUAAGAUCGAGUCGGUCGACUAUGGCACGCCGAAGGAGAAGACGCGAUUCCGCGGUCUCACUUGGGAACAAUAUGAGACAGGCUCUCAGCAGUACCUCACGAUAGCAUUAAAGCCAAAAAUGAAAAGCCAUUAUCGCGGCCAUAAAAUGGCAGUAUGGCUCAAUCUGAUACCACAGCUUCAUCGUCCUGGUGACGACGACGUUUCCAUGCGGCAUCAUCAUUUCAGAGAACGAGGCGAUCAUUAUUACGCAGGACCGGUUCGAGAUGAAUGGUAUACGCCAUUGCCGUUGACAGGCACAACGCGGACGAGCGCUUCCUCGACCACUGCCUGCAGCACAUCUACCGGUGACGACAUCGAGAUGAUUACGUCGAUUCUCGACGAUUCCGAAGACGACGCCGAGCUACUUCAGAGACUGGCAUCUCGUCAUUACUAUAGUACUACUACCGCUCUAGCGAUCACUGUGGGUGUCGGUUGCAUCCUCCUAGUGUUAAACAUGCUGAUCUUUGCCGGAAUUUAUUAUCAGCGUGAUCGCGAUAAAAAACGCGCCGCUAUGGACUGCAGACCAAACGGACAGGAGUCCCUACCGAUGACCACCAGGACGUCCAUAAAGCCUUCCGAGGGCGCGCGACCUACGCAGGAGCCACCACCUUCGUACACCACCCUCGCGAGAAGUCCCUCCAUCCAGGAACAGCAACAGUCUCAGGGUAGCCCAGACUGCGAGCAAUCGAACAGAAAGGAGCUAAGAGGAUCCGGUCAUGGGACCAGCAAGGAUUCGAUUCCGCCAAAACCGCCCGCCAGAACAACCAGCUCACUCACCACUGCCGGUAACACCAACACCAUCAAGAAACGUGUGCAGAUACAAGAGAUAUCCGUAUAGCAUUAGGGGUUGCCCCUGGAGGGCAACGCGCGAACGAAACGAGUGACUUUUGUAGACACGGAAAAGGCCACCUCGGCAGAGUCCAGAUUUUGAAUGACACUUUCUCAUUUGAUUAGCGAGGAUGAACAGAUUGGCCUGACUUGGUGAAGGGAACUUGGAAGUUCUCGUUUAUAUCGCGAUUACGUGAGUGUAAUGCGAAAGAACUUGUAACAGAAUUAUUUACGUCUGAAUCGUGAUUUCAAGUAACUUAACGAUUGGAAUUAUGUACUUGACUGCAGUAGGAUAUUAUUGCUGACUGUUACUACUUGCAGUUCGCGAUUAUGGCUGACUUAUAACGCGAUCGCACUACUGAACUGUUAAAUACUGAACUGUUAUUCCUUGGAAGACAUUAUUCCUUCUUUCUAUCGGUGGAAGCGUAACAUAUUAAUAGUGUUUGUUACGACUGAUGUAAGACAUGGUAGUUGCUACUUACAAGCAGACGACGUUCUCUAUCUGGGAAAAACUCAUAUAUAUUAUAAUCAAAUAUAAAUACACAUAAAACAUGGCCAUAUAUGUUUUCUUCUUUUGUAUAAUCUCCGUAUAUGCAGAAAAAUAACAAGAAUAAUUAAAAAAUAAUUAAAAGAAUAAUUUCCCAGACAGCAUACAAAUAUUCGAAGGACAUCCAUAAGAUCAUUAAGGAUAUUGAGGAUAUCUGCAGAUGAUCCGUUUUACGUUCUUCGGACAUUUAAUGGAUGUUCGUGGUAUAUCUGUUUAUGAAAUUG
Camponotus floridanus (Florida carpenter ant) is the source of this 5247-nucleotide messenger RNA. RefSeq names its product neuroligin-1 (gene NLG-5). The transcript is spliced from 11 exons. Gene Ontology annotation, biological process: presynaptic membrane assembly; postsynaptic membrane assembly; synaptic vesicle endocytosis. Bases 1916 to 4486 code for a protein of 856 amino acids. Gene Ontology annotation, molecular function: neurexin family protein binding; signaling receptor activity. Gene Ontology annotation, cellular component: cell surface; synapse; postsynaptic membrane. NCBI's taxonomy places the organism in Eukaryota, Metazoa, Arthropoda, Insecta, Hymenoptera, Formicidae. The record is from RefSeq and is a predicted model, not a curated record.